Ylistrum balloti is the source of this 1119-nucleotide messenger RNA. RefSeq names its product trophoblast glycoprotein-like. The coding region runs from base 1 to 1119 and encodes 372 amino acids. NCBI's taxonomy places the organism in Eukaryota, Metazoa, Mollusca, Bivalvia, Pectinida, Pectinidae. Gene Ontology annotation, cellular component: membrane. The record is from RefSeq and is a predicted model, not a curated record. Gene Ontology annotation, molecular function: protein binding. The transcript has a single exon.
AUGGUGCCUUGCCCUGAACUGACGGAGUGCAGCUGUGAUGAGACUAGCAUUCACUGUCACAGUAGCGGUACAGUCAACACAAGACUCAACCAACAGUUUUUCGACGAAUUGUAUGCGUUUAUCGGACCGACCACAACACAUCUUACGGUCUCUGGUGGUAAUAUCACAAAGCUCAAGAGAAAUAUGUUUGGAAAAUGUAAGGGCGACCCAUCAAAACGUCUCCAUUUAACAGACGUCGUUUUGAGAAACAACAACAUUCGUACUAUCCACAGGAAAGCGUUUUACUGCAUCCCCUACCUUAAACACUUGGAUCUAUCGUUGAAUAGUUGGUCUAUGGAUGAAGGAAAUAUUUUUGCAGUCUUUUCGAAAAUCCCGAACCUUCAAAAGCUUAUAUUGACGAAUUCAAUAAAGAGGUCAGACUUUGGAUAUCUGUCUUCAGCUUUUCAUGAUACUCAUAUGGAAACAUUGACCGAGCUCUACCUCGGAGAAAACAAUAUUUGGACAUUUGCUUCAGAUAUGUCAUCAACUGUAUGCAAAGUUGCAACAAACUUGCAGAUUUUAGACUUGCACUCAAACAAUUUAGCCAAACUAGUGCUUGAUCCUUGCUUUAGCAACAUGUUAAACAUGCAGCUCCUUAACUUGAGUGACAACAGUUUUAAUCGUGUUACCUUAACGACGAUUCGAAUGUUUGAUCAACUUCAUGAAAGAAACGUUAAUUUCACAGUGGAUUUACGAGGGAAUCAAUGGGCUUGCGACUGUAAUAUUGUGGAUUUCAAAAACUGGCUAAUGAAGACCAAUGUCAAUGUCGUAGACAGGCAGAACAUGACAUGCCUCGAUGGUCAUCACUUUGGUAGAAACUUGUGGGAUAUAUCUCCGAAUGACUUGGUGUGUGUUGAUUCCACAGUACAGACCAAUACUGGGUUCAUCGUCAUAAGCAUACUCUUUGCUGUAAUCGGUAUUGUCGUUGUCGUCGUCUGCAACAUCACGGUUUUCAGAUAUCUAGGUAAACUCGGUAACACAAAACAAUCACAGUUUUCUCUUUUGUUUGAAACGAUGUCAGCAACAAUUGCGAUUGGUUUGGAUAAAGAUAAAGGACUGAAGUUUUCAACUCUAACCUGA